GGCUGUUUUCGUAUCUUUCCGGACCCUCCCCCGCCCCCCGCCGCCUGUCUCCUAGGCUGCUGCGGUCUGUUCGGCGAGGCGGCCGUUGUGGGCGGAAGAUGGCGGUCGGGACGGGGCGGCGGCAGCGCCGGGCAGCGGAGCGGCGGGAGCUCUUAUGCAAACGAGGCUAGAGGCGGGCAGACGCGGAGUCAGACAGACGGAGGCAGCCCGGAGCUGCUCGGCCGCCGCUCUCCCCCCUUCCCCCCAGCGGGGAUGGACCUUGGGGCUGCGCCUCGCCGCGGGCAGCGCGGGGCUGGCAGCCACCAGUCCCUGUGAGCGGCCCCCGGCAGCAGCAGCAGCGGCGCUGAGGGAGCCGGGCGCCGCCGGGGAAGAUGUCGGAGACCAAGGUGAAGGUGGCCGUCAGGGUCCGGCCCAUGAACCGCAGAGAGCUGGAGUUGAACACCAAAUGUAUUGUGGAGAUGCAAGGGAAUCAGACUGUGUUGCACCCACCCCCUUCAAACAUCAAACAGGGAGAUAACAGGAGAUUACUUGUCCAUCUUCAGAUGGAAGAAAAAAAUCAGAUGCCCUACUAAACUCUUCUCUCUGCAUUACUAAAGAUAUGAAGCAUUGUAUCUCAACUAAUAUUUUGUUAGAAAUGGAUGUUGCCUUCCAGAGUUUAUAAGCAUAUUCUGUUAUUUUAUAUCUUUCUGAAUAGUUCCAUCCUAUUGCCUGAAAUAAAUGCUGCGAUAUCCAAUCGAACUGCUGAGUGAUUAGAGCCGAUUAGGAAAUGGAAUAAAAGUUUCUGUUGAAAA
This is a messenger RNA of Gopherus flavomarginatus (Mexican gopher tortoise), 791 nucleotides long. Its product is annotated as kinesin-like protein KIF13A. The transcript is spliced from 3 exons. Gene Ontology annotation, molecular function: ATP binding; microtubule motor activity; microtubule binding. Lineage: Eukaryota; Metazoa; Chordata; Testudines; Testudinidae. Bases 372 to 572 code for a protein of 66 amino acids. The record is from RefSeq and is a predicted model, not a curated record. Gene Ontology annotation, biological process: microtubule-based movement.